CCGGCAUGGCGGCGGCGGGCGAGGAACCGGGCGACCCGAGCCCCGAGGACUUCGUGUACGGGGAGGAGGACUUCGUCCUGCAGGCAGCCGGCUGGGAGGGCGACCCGGGCUCCGCGCCGUCCCGCUUCGACCGGGCGCUGCUGGAGGGAUGGAGCGACAGGAUGGAGCGGGGCCUGUUCCGGUACCGGCUGGGGCCGCUGCCCACCCGCGUCCUGCCCGGCCCCCUGGGCCUCCUGGCCCAGCUCAACGAGCAGCGCGGCGCCGCCCGCCGCCCGCCGCAGCCCGUCCUCAGCCUCCGCCAGCCCUUCGACCCCGCCGCCUUCAACUUCACCCGCCUGCGCCCCGCCGAGCUGCUGCUCCGCCUGCGCCGGGCGGGCCCCGGCCCCGCCGCCCCGGACCCGGUCUGGGUGGCGAUCAACGCCAGCCCGCUGGACCGGGGCCACGUCCUGCUGCUGCCGGAGCCGGCGCGGGGGCUGCCGCAGGCGCUGCCGGCCGCGGGGCUGCGCGCCGGGCUGGAGGCCGUGCUGCUCAGCGCCCACCCGGGAUUCCGCCUCGGCUUCAACGGGCUGGCGGCCGGCGCCUCCGUUAACCACCUGCACCUGCACGGCUUCUACCUGCGCCGCCCGCUGCCGCUCGAAUCCGCGCCCGCCCGCCCGCUCUGCCCGCGCCGCCGCCUCAGCCUGCUGACCGGCGUCCCGGCGCCCGCCUUCCUCUUCUUCGCCGCCGGUCCCGCCGCGCUGCCGGCGCUGGCGGGGGACGUGUGCCGGGCGGCGGAGCACCUGCGGGACCGCGGCUUGGCUUACAACGUCUUCGCCACCCGGGGGGACCCGCCGGCGGGGGGGGGGGGCGCGGCGGGGCGGGGGCUGCGGGUGCUGCUGUGGCCGCGCCAGCCCCGCUUCGGCGCCGAGGCGGGCGCGGGGUUCGGCGUGGCGGUCUGCGAGCUGGCGGGGUUCCUGCCGCUGCCCGCCGCGCCGCUCUUCCGCGGCAUCACCGAGACCCAGGCGCUGCGCGUCAUCCAGGAAAGCCUCCUGCCGGAGCCGCAGCUGCUGCGCCUCGGCGGGGACCUGCUGCGGCUGCUGGAGGGCUGAGCUGCGCGGGGCCGGGGCCAGGACCGGGGCCGGGACCGGGACCGGGGCCGCUCCCCGCACCGGGACCGGGGCGUCUGCCUUCCCGCCAUCCGCCAGGGGGCGCUGCGCGGCGGCUGACCACCGGGAAGAAGG
Messenger RNA from Tyto alba (common barn owl), 1220 nucleotides. RefSeq names its product GDP-D-glucose phosphorylase 1 (gene GDPGP1). The coding region runs from base 6 to 1088 and encodes 360 amino acids. The transcript has a single exon. NCBI's taxonomy places the organism in Eukaryota, Metazoa, Chordata, Aves, Strigiformes, Tytonidae. The record is from RefSeq and is a predicted model, not a curated record. Gene Ontology annotation, cellular component: cytoplasm. Gene Ontology annotation, molecular function: GDP-D-glucose phosphorylase activity. Gene Ontology annotation, biological process: glucose metabolic process.